Phytophthora infestans T30-4 is the source of this 231-nucleotide messenger RNA. RefSeq lists its product as uncharacterized. The coding region runs from base 1 to 231 and encodes 76 amino acids. Lineage: Eukaryota; Oomycota; Peronosporomycetes; Peronosporales; Peronosporaceae. The record is from RefSeq and is a predicted model, not a curated record. The transcript has a single exon.
AUGAUGUGGGUCACACUGCAGAGGGCUGGUCUCCGCUGGCCCAGUUUCACCUCCAGGCACCCUUUUUGCGUGCUUCCCGUAUUGUCCGCUUGUACUGUGCUGAGUACUGUGCUGACACGCACUGUUGUGUGGAGAGCAGCUUCUACGGUGCUGACACAGAUUUCUUGUGCCAUGGCCAUACUGUAUGGUGUCAGUAAGGCGUUCUCUAAUAUCGGUAUUGCUGCCUUAUAG